This is a messenger RNA of Closterium sp. Yama58-4, 1866 nucleotides long. The record is from the annotation of a GenBank genome assembly. Lineage: Eukaryota; Viridiplantae; Streptophyta; Zygnematophyceae; Desmidiales; Closteriaceae.
AUGGAUUCCUGCCGCGGUGCUCGUCCUAGCAGCACCGCUACCUCCUCCAGGUUGUCCGCACCUCUUCUGCAACCUACCCCGGCGCAACCUUGCCCACCUGUUACCCUCGAAUCCUCUCCAUCCGCGCCAUUCGUGCCUCUCUCGCGCGACUCGCGGUCAUGGCGGGACCGGCCGUGGCGCAUAGCCUUCCUCCUCCUCGCGUCUCUCGCGCUCCUCCGCUUGUUCCGCUUGCUCCUCCCUGCCCUGCGCGCGUCCCCCGGCCCGUCGACGUCCCUCGUCGCCAUCUCGUACGCGCGAAUCGGCGUGGCCGUCGUCGCCGCGGCGCCGCUCGUGUGGGUCCCGUUGCUGUACGUUAGGCGGCGCAACAGCCUCACCAUGCUUCUCCCCGCGCUCCUCGCGCUCCACGCCCUCCUCUUCUUCCUGUGCGCGCUUCUGAUUCUCCUCUUCCCCCGAAUCGCUGCUGCCGCUUCCGGCGCCGCCGCUUCAUCGCACGCCCCUACUGCUAUCAGCACGGCCACUGCGGCAGCAGUAGCAGCAGCUCGAGCGCUGAUGACGGACGGAGUAUCUUCCGUGGUCCACACCGCUGCCGCCGCUCUCAUUCCCUCCCUCACCGCCAGCAGCGGCAGCAGCCCAUGGCUGCUCACUCCCAGCCACCUCGCGUCGCUUCCCCUCUUUGACUAUCUCGCCCCGCUGUUCUCGCCAUCUCUCUCUCCCAACGAGCCUGCAUUCCUCACCUCCCCGUUUCCCCCCACGCCCGCUCUCGCCUCUUCAUCCGGGAAGGUGAUCAUCGUGUGCUCGGUGUCAUGGGGGGAGGGCGACACGCCACGAGUGUGUGAAGCGUGGCUGCUUCUUUUCGUCUCGCAGCUCGCCAACCCGCCGCUGCUGCUGCUCUGCGUGCUGCUGGUGUUGUGGGCCUUCCUUGCCUCGUCCGUGCUCAUGUCCCUGCUAGUCGCUGCUCUCAUGGGCCACGGUGUGAGCGCAGAGGAGGGGGACCACAGGCACGCCAUCCACCAUGGAGCGCACACUGUGGAAGGUUCGGCUGAAAAUGGUGCUGCUGCUGCCAAGCUUGCAAUCGCGGGUGCAGGGUUUCAUUCAGCAGGGGCAACGGUCCCCACACAUGCGGUCUGGCCAGUGCAUGCGCCUGGGGAGUCCUUCCAGGCUGGCAUCACCCCGCAGCCGCAGUUCUCACAGCUACGUCGCCAACUGUCUCUGCUGGCCCAGGCACUCAGGCUCGUCCUCACACGCUCCCUGGGCACGGCAGCAGCGGUGGCGCUGCUGAUCAUCCUCUCGUACAUACUCUACUUGGCACUCAACACCUGGCUGGCGGUGUAUGUGUUUGCCGACUUGGAGGUGCCGGGGCUGCUCACGGGUUCUGCUGCUCUGCUGCUCACUGUGCUGCAAGUGGUGCUCCUGCACAUGCUCACCUGGUUCGUGGUGCCAGUGGCAGCUAUCACGGGCAAGGGCGUGUGUGCUUCUCUUGCCACUGCGCUGCACCUGCUGCCCGCCCACCUGCUGCCCUCACUCGCCGUCUUUGUCUGCGCUCGCCUCCUCCUUGUGGCCCUUGGCUCCAUCGCCCGACCUCUGCUGCGCCUGCUGGCGUUCGUGCUCACUCCCUCCCCGCUGUCUGCCUCGCAUGCAUGGGUCGUUGCUGCCUCCUUCACGCGCCUCUUCCUCUCCUCCGUUCUCUCCACCGCACUCACCACUCUCUCUCUCUCCCUGCUCGCCGCCGUGCCUGCUCUCUAUGUCUACCUUGCCCUGGAAGAGAGAUUGGAUGCACACACAGGGGCGGUGUUGGGGCUGCAGGGGCAAGAGGAAGAGGUGGAGGAAAGGGGAGGGGGAAGGGCGAUUGAGGUUCGAGUGGGUUAA